UCGCAAUUGUUUCCUGCUUUCAAAAACGCCAUGAGUGAGUUUGGGGAAGCUGGAAGAAGGACUGUUGAAGAAGAAGAAGAAGAAGAAGAAGAAGAAGAAGAAGAAGAAGAAGAAGAAGAAGAAGAAGAAGAAGAAGAAGAAGACGAUGAUGCUGCAGACAGGUUAAGCCAGCUUCCAGACUUCAUUAUUCAUAACAUCCUUUCGUUUCUGGACACCAAAUCAGCCGUUCAGACCUCUGCAUUGUCCCGAUCGUGGAGCUCCACGUGGAAGCAUGUCCCUGUCUUCGAUCUUCGUCGGGAUUCUUUCCAGCAUUACUCGAGUUUUCGUAGCUGCGUGGACAAGGUUUUGUCUCUCCGCCAUCCUCUCAAUGCACGCAAAGUUAGCUACUCCGACGAUGAGAGUUCGGAGGACAGAGACCCUGAUCUGUUGAUUAGGCUAAUCCAAGCUGCGGCUUCAGGUCAGACUACUCAACAUUUGGUGAUUAGCUUGAAAGACUAUGGGGAUCAUCGAGCUUUCAGAUUCUUCGAGCUGUUCGGCUCGAUCUUGAAUUCCAAUUUCGAAACUCUGGAACUGAAUGGCGUCCCAUUGGAUAGGGGAUAUGAAUCGACUGGUUUUCGGUUGCUGACGAGCCUACAUUUAGACAACUGCCUAAUGCUUUGCACUUUUGAAGGGGAUCUUGAUCCUUUUUCUAAAUUCCCAAGUCUGGAGAACCUUGUCUUGACUGGUUGCACCAGUUGUGGGAUCCUCAGGGUCUCCGGGUCGAACUUGAUUAGCCUUAAACUUGGGCGUAUGUGUCCGGACAUUGAAGUAUUUGCCCCGAAGCUCAGGUUCUUCGGUCUUUGGAAUGACUGGACGCUCUUACAUUUCUCAAGUUUAAGCCUUCCUUCCCUCGAUCAUGCUCGUAUCCAAUUUCAUGUCCGUCACAUGGAAGAUGACUGGGAACGGGUCGAGGUGGAGCAAGAUUUGAUCAUCUUGUUCCAAGGUUUGCGUAAUGUGAAAUCUCUGAAGCUGCAUCUCUGGACCAUUCAGGCACUGAGUGAAUUGUUCGAGUUUCUGGAACAACAACCCUGUCCCUUUACGAGAUUGGAGUUGCUGAUUGUGGAAGCUGAAGAUAUUCCUUCUCAACUGGUGGAUUACUUUUUUAAAGGAACUACUGCUAAACCAAAGAUCAAGUUUCUGGGGACUUAGGAAUAGCCCCCACUUUGACAUAGCAGUUAUGCUUCAUGUCUAGUAAAAAGUGGAGCUUGUAUGUAGCUUUUGCAUUUGCUGCCUGCCAAGGAGCUGGGAGCUGCUGGGGUUUCGACCUUUGCCUCGUUGCGAAGGCCUCCCUAGAAAGCCCAGUCCUAUCUUAUUCUGGUGUCUGGUAAACUGACUUGUGUUCCAAACGAGAAAUCUAUUGCUGAAGUUGACAGAAGCACAGCUACUGUAUUCCUAGUUUGAAUGUCUGAACCAUGUCGCCUAACAUGGUAAUGGGACGCCAUUCCAUUAUGUAUCAUUACAGAACUAGCUAACCUGGAACACAUUUUGGAUCGACAAUCAUGAAUGUCUAUGUAUUUUGUGCUUAGAUUUUGAAUGUUUAUGGUGUUGUUAGUAACGGUGGAUGUUGUUAAUAAACUUUUUGUGAAGUGAAACCUAAGGCUUGA
This is a messenger RNA of Linum tenue, 1643 nucleotides long. Lineage: Eukaryota; Viridiplantae; Streptophyta; Magnoliopsida; Malpighiales; Linaceae. The record is from the annotation of a GenBank genome assembly.